AUAGUAUAAAAGGACCCUCCACUUUCGCACCGGCUUUAGUUCUCAGUUAUUCGUCAGUCCGUAUUGUAGUUAAAAAUAACGACAAAUUUUCGAUAUUAAAAUCGAGAAUAAAAAAAGGAAAAUCCUUGCGAGUAUAUUCCAUAACCAUUUCGUCGUGUCGUGGGUUUUCUAGCUCUGAUCUACUACAAUAUCUAGUAACAUAGUCAUGCUUAAACGAAUGGAUACACUAGUUGCUACUACUGACCGAAUUCACUUAUCAUAGUGUUGUUAAGGGUGUGUGUGUCGUUUUUUGUUGUUUUUUCUUUUUGUUGAACGAACGCGUGUUCAUCAUCUAUUUUGUGUUUUUUUGUGUAUAUGGUGGUGACAUAAUUCCCUAACACGCGAGUUCCGUUAUAUUUGAUUUGAUUUGAUUCAUUUCGCAAACCUUUCGUUACAUUUUUUUUUUUACCAAACCCCUGAUAGAUUUUUUAUUAUUUCCUUUUUUUUUGUAUUCGAUACUCCUUUUUGUAUUCUGUUCGUGCGGCUUAAGGCUUAAGUUUAACGGUCAUUCAGGAUGACGUGGUCGUGGUCGAACUCUCAUUCAAAUGUCCUUAUAGGACUUGUGCUUCUGUUAGCCUCAAUGGGAUGGUCUAAUUCAAGUGUUAUUAAUGGCCGAAAAAAUAAUAGCUUCGAUUCGGAUAGCAUGCUGCGUGACAGUAGCACAACUGUCAAAGGUGUAGUUGAUAAUAACGAUUUGAUGGGUGGUAGCUUAAAUGGCGCCCAACGUCAGCAACCACAAUAUCGUAGUGUUAUUGUUGUUGGCCAACAGCAGCAGAACAAUAUCGAAGAUGAUUCCUUGUCAUCAUCAAUGAUGAUGAAUGGUAAAGGCGCUAAAUUACACUCAUAUGUUGCGGAUUCUGAUGGUCGUGUUAUGGUAGCCUCGUCGUCGUCGUCGUUGAAUAACGGUGAUGAUGGAACAAGUAGUGAUAUUAGUGAUUCUGAUGAUAAUGGUGUUGCAAACAAUAAUAAUAAUGAUGAUGUAGGCAUUAAGGACACCAGUGACGAUAACGACGAUGAUGAUGAUAAUAUCCUUCUUCCGUUAAAUGAUCAAGUGCGUUUGUUAACAAAACAGUUGAACGCCCUAAUGACACGCCGUCGAGAGGAUUAUGAAUUAUUGGAGAAUAAUCUACGCAAAUCACUAAGGAUAACGAACAAUGCUCAGAAUAUGGAUAUGAAUAUUCGUUCUGAAUUGGAUCAACUCAGGCAUGAAAUUAAAACGUUACGUGAUAGUCAUAUUGGUGGCAAUAAAGAGAAACUCACUGUCGAAUGGAUUUCACAGUCAAUAGCUGAAAUUCGAAAAGAACUAAGCGAGCUACAGGGUGUAGCUAGCAAAGCUUCGAAAGAUGUUAGCCAACGUACGCAGAAUUUUGAAGAUUUGGCAACAAUCAAAAGUGAUUUCCACCAAUUCAAAUUGGAAUUGGAGGCACUUAAGGAGCGCCAACAAACGACUGAAGUAUUUGUUAAGGAAUUACGUGAGGAUGCUAUACAGCGGGAGGAGGAUAUGCGAAGGAUAUUGUUGAAUCGUGAUCAAAGUGAUGAGACAAACACCAACAGUGUCAUUCAAUUGAAUACCGAUUCCGAAGCUGAUCACAAACGUCGCCAUCAUCGCAUCCAGCGUCAGCAAUUGCACGAAUUGGAACUAGCACAACGAGAUGUAAAACGCCAACUAAACGAAUUGCAAUACCAUCGCAUCGGCGAACGUGUACGUAAUUUAGAAAUCGAACAACAUCGCAUUGCUGGCGCCAAUUUCAAUCUCAGUCGACAAAUCGCCAGUCUCGAUAAAUUGCAUACUUCGAUGCUCGAACUGCUGGAAGAUGUUGAAGGCUUACAAAAUAAAAUGGACAAAACAAUGCCGGAUGUGCGGCGUGAGAUUUCCAAAUUGGAAUUCAACACGGCACAAUUAAGCUCGGAACAGAGUUUGAUUCGUGAGGAGGGUCAGAAUGUGGCGCGUAGCGUUCAGGCGAUGGCUGUUAGUGUGAGUGCGCUGCAAGAGGAACGUGAUUCAUUCAAGGAUAUGCAAAUGAAUGUUGACACCUUGCGGAAAGAUGUUGAACGUCUGCAGAGCAUAACGGAAGUUCAAAAAUCAAUUGUUCAUCGGAGAAUUGAAAAGAUGGAAAUGGAAGCAAAACGGAAAGCAAUGCUUGCCUUGGAUCUGCAGAGAGUGAACAAGGCCGAUGCCAAUAUUGUGAUGGCCGACUACAAUGUCAACAAAAGCAAUAGCAGCAGCAGUAGAAAUGACAAUAACCGUCAGGCAAAUGCUGAGAAUAUUGAAAUUGCUGCACAAAAUUUAGUUGAGAAAUUGGAAUCCGUCGAAUUGCAAUACGAAUCGAUAAUCAACAAAUUGCCAAACGAUUGCAGCCAAGUGGAAAAAGCAACGGCAGCCAACUCCAAUUCGGCGGCGGUGGGCGGCACAACCGCCGCUACCUCGUCCGGUCUCUAUUUGAUUGCGCCUGCUGGCCAAAACAAACCGGUCAUGGCCCACUGCAGUGGUGACGGCUGGACGACAAUUCAGCGCCGCUUCGAUGGCAGCGUUGACUUCAAUCGCUCUUGGGAGGCAUACGCCAAUGGUUUUGGGUCACCAUCUGGUGAAUACUGGAUUGGCAAUGAGAUGCUUCAUCAUCUAACCGCUGACAAUUGCACCGAACUAAAAAUCGUCAUGCAGGAUAUCUAUGACAAUACGUGGUACGCCCAAUACAAGAACUUCUACAUUUCACCACGCGACGACGGCUAUCGGCUGCAUAUCAAGGGCUACAGCGGCAAUGCUUCGGAUGCGCUCGAUUAUCAAAAUGAGAUGCAGUUUUCGGCGAUAGAUGUGGAUAGGGACAUCUCGAAUACACACUGUGCUGCUAACUAUGAGGGUGGGUGGUGGUUCUCCCAUUGUCAGCAUGCAAAUUUGAAUGGUAGAUAUAAUUUGGGUUUGACAUGGUUUGACGCUUCCCGCAACGAAUGGAUUGCUGUGAAAUCAAGUCAAAUGUUAAUUACAAAACGUCAAAGCUGUAGCGUCGAUACCACCACGACUGUUGUCCGGCCGUCGUCGUCGUCGUCAAAUCAGAGCCAUCAUAAAAGUGCAGAUGCUUCAACAGCAACGAUGACGACGACGGUGACGGGGGCGGCGGCGCUAGUGUCGUCGUCGUCGUCGUCGUCAACGACGCCACUCACAGGUGCGGCGGUAUCGACGAGUAACAGUAAUGAUGAUGAAUAUAAUACGCUGACAAUAGUUAGUGGUAGGCGGGCUGUUGUGAUGAAAUCACCUCAAACAGCCGUAAUCACUAAUGCCGAACUUACUUAAGUAAGAACCACCACAAUCAUCGCAUCUGUAGUUUGAAGCGCAGUGUUUUUAAUUUUUUUUUUGUUAUUUUUUUUUUUUUACA
This is a messenger RNA of Episyrphus balteatus (marmalade hoverfly), 3410 nucleotides long. It is a transcript of the gene sca, whose product is annotated as protein scabrous. The coding region runs from base 554 to 3328 and encodes 924 amino acids. Lineage: Eukaryota; Metazoa; Arthropoda; Insecta; Diptera; Syrphidae. The transcript is spliced from 4 exons. The record is from RefSeq and is a predicted model, not a curated record.